AUGGAUUGGCUCCUUUUCAGAAACAUUUGCCUUUUGAUCGUCCUAAUGGUGGUGCUGGAAGUAAACAGUGAAUUUAUUGUUGAGGUGAAGGAAUUAGACAUUGAAAAUGGCACUACAAAAUGGCAAACUGUCAGGAGACAAAAGCGAGAGUGGAUCAAAUUUGCCGCAGCCUGUCGAGAAGGAGAGGACAACUCGAAGAGGAAUCCUAUUGCCAAAAUUCGAUCAGACUGCGAAUCAAACCAGAAGAUUACUUAUCGAAUCUCUGGGGUAGGGAUUGACCGACCGCCAUUUGGAGUGUUCACUAUUAAUCCACGCACUGGGGAAAUUAACAUCACUUCAGUGGUGGACAGAGAGAUAACUCCACUUUUCUUGAUCUAUUGUCGGGCUCUGAAUUCGAGGGGUGAAGAUUUAGAAAGACCUCUUGAACUUAGAGUCAAAGUUAUGGAUGUAAAUGACAACCCUCCAGUCUUUUCACAAAAUGUGUACACUGCCAGCAUUGAAGAAAACAGUGAUGCAAAUACACUAGUAGUAAAGUUAAGUGCCACAGAUGCGGAUGAAGAAAAUCAUCUAAAUUCUAAAAUUGCCUACAAGAUAAUCUCUCAGGAACCUGCAGGUGCACCAAUGUUCAUUCUGAACAGGUACACGGGAGAAGUCCGCACCAUGUCCAGUUUCCUUGACAGAGAGCAAUACAGUAUGUACAACCUACUUGUGAGAGGCUCAGAUCGGGAUGGAGCUACAGAUGGGCUGUCUUCUGAGUGUGACUGUAGAAUCAAAGUUUUAGAUGUCAAUGAUAAUUUCCCCACCUUAGAGAAAACUUCGUACUCAGCAAGUAUUGAAGAGAAUUGUUUAAGUUCAGAACUGAUACGAUUACAGGCGAUUGAUCUUGAUGAAGAAGGCACUGAUAAUUGGUUGGCAAAAUAUUUAAUCCUCUCUGGAAAUGAUGGGAAUUGGUUCGAUAUUCAAACAGACCCACAAACCAAUGAAGGCAUUUUGAAAGUGGUCAAGAUGCUGGAUUAUGAACAAGCACCUAAUAUUGAUCUCAGUAUUGGAGUUAAAAACCAAGCUGAUUUUCACCACUCAGUUGCUUCUCAAUUCCGAAUGCAUGCAACCCCCGUGAGAAUUCAGGUUAUUAAUGUGAGGGAAGGACCCACAUUCCAUCCAAAUUCUAUGACUUUUAGUGUGCGGGAAGGAAUAAAAGGAAAUUCCUUACUGAAUUAUGUACUUGGCACAUACACAGCCGUAGAUUUGGACACAGGAAAUCCUGCAACAAAUGUCAGGUAUAUCAUUGGGCAUGAUGCAGGCAGGUGGCUAAAAGUUGAUUCAAGGACUGGUGAAAUACAAUUUUCUAGGGAAUUUGACAAGAAGUCAAAAUAUAUUACCAAUGGAAUAUACACAGCAGAGAUCCUGGCUGUAGAUGAUGGCUCUGGAAGAACAGCUACAGGAACCAUAUGUAUCGAGGUUCCUGAUAUCAAUGACUACUGUCCAGACAUUUUUCCUGACACAAGCUCCAUCUGCAUUGCCUCUCCAUCUGUCCUCAUCUCUGUCAGUGACCAUUCUUAUGGGUCUCCCUUUACCUUCUGUGUUGUUGACCAACCACCAGGGACAGCUGACAUGUGGGAUAUCAGAUCACAAAAUGCUACCUCUGCAAUCCUUAUGGCUGAGCAGACUCUAUCUCCAGGACCUUACCAAAUCCCAAUCCUAGUGAAGGACAGCUAUCACAGAGUAUGUGAAUUCGCCCAGAUCGUGCAGUUAGAUGCCUGCUACUGUGACAGCAACCACAUGUGCUGGGACUCUAGUGCCACAGGCAUCCACAGCGGGGACAUUACCAGUGACCCAUACGGGACUGUCACUGAAGACCAAACCGGGGUCUCGAAUGUUGGUCUGGGACCAGCAGGGAUUGGCAUGAUCGUGUUGGGCCUCCUGCUACUGCUUUCGGCGCCACUCUUGCUGCUCAUGUGUUGCUGCAAACGGAGACAACCAGCAGGCCUGGGAACAAGGUUUGCUCCUGUGCCCGAGGGGGGAGAAGGCGUGAUACAGUCUUGGAGAAUAGAAGGGGCCCAUCCCGAGGACAGGGAUGUGUCAAAUAUAUGUGUACCCGUGACAGCCUCAAAUACCCAGGAUCGUAUGGAUUCCUCUGAAAUCUACACCAACACCUAUGCAGCAGGAGGCACAGUGGAAGGGGGCAUAUCAGGAGUGGAACUCAACACAGGGCUUGGGACAGCUGCUGGCCUUGUGGCUACAGGAGCCUCCAGGAAGAGGAGUUCAACUAUGGGAACCCUGCGGGAAUAUGCUGACACCGGUGUCAACAUGGCUUUCCUGGACAAUUACUUCUUAGAGAAAGCAUAUGCUUAUGCAGAUGAGGAUGAAGGCCGCCCAGCCAACGACUGCUUGCUCAUUUACGACCACGAGGGAGUAGGGUCUCCCGUGGGCUCUAUUGGUUGUUGCAGUUGGAUUGUAGAUGAUUUAGAUGAAAGCUGCAUGGAAACUUUAGAUCCAAAAUUUAGGACUCUUGCUGAAAUCUGCUUAGACACAGAAAUCGAACCAUUUCCUUCACACCAGGCCUGCAUACCAAUCAGUACCGACCUCCCCUUGCUCGGACCCAAUUACUUUGUGAAUGAAUCUUCAGGAAUGACUCCCACAGAAGCUGAAUUCCAAGAAGAGAUGGCACUAUCUGAACCCAUGAUGCCUGGAGAUAUCAUAGUGACUGAGACUUACACCACCUCUGAUCAAUGCGUGCAACCCACUACUAUUAUUUUUGAUCCUCAGCUUGCACCCAAUGUUGUUGUAACGGAAACAGUAAUGACACCUGUCUAUGAUAUUCAAGGGAAUCUUUGUGUGCCUGCUGAGUUAGCCAACACACACAAUGUCAUCUAUGCUGAGAGAGUCCUGGCCAGUCCUGGUGUGCCUGACAUGAGCAGUUCCAGCAUGGCUGAUGGUUGUAUGGGACCUGUGAUGAGUGGUAGUAUUUUGGUAGGGCCAGAAAUUCAAGUGAUGCAAAUGAUGACUCCAGACAUUCCCAUAAGCCAAACCGGCGACUGCACAUCCCCAGUGACAUCGCGACACAGAGUAACACGAUACAGUAACAUACAUUACUCACAACACUAA
Messenger RNA from Carlito syrichta (Philippine tarsier), 3105 nucleotides. It is a transcript of the gene DSG4, whose product is annotated as desmoglein 4. Gene Ontology annotation, biological process: homophilic cell-cell adhesion. Bases 1 to 3105 code for a protein of 1034 amino acids. Gene Ontology annotation, cellular component: plasma membrane; desmosome. NCBI's taxonomy places the organism in Eukaryota, Metazoa, Chordata, Mammalia, Primates, Tarsiidae. Gene Ontology annotation, molecular function: calcium ion binding. The transcript is spliced from 16 exons. The record is from RefSeq and is a predicted model, not a curated record.